AUGCUUAUAGGUGCUGAUGUCUUUUGGGACUUAAUAGGAACGCAGAGAUUAAAAUUAGGGGACGGUCAGCCGAUUCUUUGUGAAACUAGCUUAGGAUGGUUAGUAUCAGGUCCGAUAGAUUAUAGAUAUGUAAAGAAAGGGGUUAACUUUAUUAAAUGUAAUUUUACAAGAAUAUUUCAAGAUGAGGCUAGUAAAGAUUUAGAUGAAGAUAUACAAAAACAAUUAGUACGCUUCUGGCACCUCGAAGAGGUAAGCCCUGCGUCUCUUUAUUCAAACGAAGAAAAAUUAUGCGAAGAACACUUUUUAAAAAACACCACGCGACUGGCAAAUGGUCGAUUUUGCGUGAGGAUACCCUUAAAACAUAAUCCUGACGUAUUAGGUGAUUCUUGGCCACGAGCUAAAAAGUGUUUACUAUCGCUAGAGCGCAGGUUAGCAGGUCAAUCUCAGGUCUAUGAAAUGUAUAAAGAAUUUAUGUCAGAGUAUGAAAGUCUGGGUCAUAUGGAGAAAUGUGAGAAUGAUAAUUUACCACGUAAGAUGCAUUUUAUACCACAUCACGGUGUGCUUCGGGAAAGUAGUACUACUACUAAAUUAAGAGUCGUUUUCAAUGCUAGCAGUCCGACUUCUUCGGGUGUUUCCUUGAAUAAUAUACAGAUGGUAGGUCCCGUGGUACAGGACGACCUUUUGUCCAUUCUUUUACGCUUUCGGCUACACAAAUACGUUCUCACAGCUGAUGUUGAGAAAAUGUACCGGCAAAUAGUCAUUCAUCCCGAUGACCGCUAUUUGCAACAAAUUGUCUGGCGUGAUAACCCUUCAGAACAGCUUCAAGCUUAUCAACUUAACACCGUGACUUACGGCACCUCUAGUGCUCCCUUUUUGGCAACUAGGUGCCUCCAACAAUUAGGCUUAGAGUGUACCGAUGACAAGGUUGCUCAAGUGAUCAUUCACGAUUUUUACGUUGAUGACUUGCUAACGGGAGGGGAUGAUAUUAACGAGGUUACAGAUUUGCGCCGUAAAGUGACUUCCACACUUGCAUCAGCUCAUAUGGUUUUGCGAAAGUGGAAGUCGAAUGAAUCUCAACUGGUUAGUGAAAAUGAUAUUUCUCCGCUUGAUUUGAAUAUUGGUGGCUUUGAACCGACUAAAACUUUAGGCCUUGGUUGGCAAUCACAUACUGACCAACUUUGUUUCCCUAUAGGAGGGCUAUUCUCAGGUAGAACAAAGCGUGAUAUGUUAUCUGUGAUUUCUCAGAUUUUUGAUCCACUAGGACUUCUAUCUCCCUGUGUAAUUAAGAUGAAAAUGCUUCUUCAACAGUUGUGGCUGCUCAAGCUGUCAUGGGAUGAGCAGUUGACGCCAGAAAUCAGCAAGAUGUGGGCUGAGAUAAUAGUCGAUUUACCUAAAUACUCUACGUAUUCCACGUCGUGUUAUUUGUGA
This is a messenger RNA of Parnassius mnemosyne (clouded apollo), 1428 nucleotides long. Lineage: Eukaryota; Metazoa; Arthropoda; Insecta; Lepidoptera; Papilionidae. The record is from the annotation of a GenBank genome assembly.